AUGGGUGAAAGAGUUACAGGAAAGUCAAAGAGAUAUAUGGCUUUGAAGGCACAAUUAGUAAGAGAAAAGAAAGAUAAAGAGAAAUGGUUCAACAACAAAGGUAGAGAAGGCUACAACAAUUCGAAUGGUCAUAAUCAACAAGAAAAAGAUGUCAAAUCAGUCAAUGCAACUCAGGCAUUGAAGGAUUCAAAAUGGGUGAAAGCAAUGAAUGACAAACUAGAGUCCAUCGGAGUCAACAACACUUGUUGCAGGAAGGAGAUCGAAGAUUUCAAACAUGACCGUAGUAAGGAGCUUGAAAUGUUAGACUUGGGAAAUCUCUCAUAUUUCAUUAGCAUCGAAUUCUACAAGAGUAGUAGAGACUUGAUGAUGCACCAAAGAAUAUAUGCAUGUGAAAUAAUCAAGAGGUUUGAGAUGCAAGAUUGCAACCCAGCUUCUAGUCCAGUUGAGCCUAGAUUGCAACUGUCGAAAGACACAUAUGAAGAUGAUGUUGAUCCAACAAUUACAGAAGACUCAUUGGAUCACUUUGAUACCUUUGUCAUACAUGGAAUGAUCUAG
Molecule: messenger RNA, 555 nt
Organism: Lathyrus oleraceus (garden pea)
Lineage: Eukaryota; Viridiplantae; Streptophyta; Magnoliopsida; Fabales; Fabaceae
Exons: 3
Coding region: 1-555 (184 amino acids)
Source: RefSeq, a predicted model, not a curated record